CCCUCCUUCUCUUCUUGCUGUGUGCAGUUCCUGACGUCGUCGCUCUUUACCAUUCUGUUUUCUCAGUCACUCGUUCACCAUGCCUUCCUCAUCACUCUUUCUGAGGUCGAGCACCACACUCAUUUCUGCUUUGUCUUUGCUUUCAGCGUCUGUUUCAGCAGCGCCCGCUAAUACCUACUACGCGUUGGAUACUGAAUACUCUGGUACUACCUUCUUCGAUGGCUUCACCUUCUUCGACACGGCCGAUCCCACCCAUGGCUUCGUCACCUAUGGGGAUCGAACGUUUUCUGAGCAGAAUGGCCUCAUCACCUACGAUGGUGGCUCGGUGCAGAUGAGAGUGGAUGACGCAAACACCUACGAUGGAAAUGCAAACUACUGGAUGGUCAAUGGUGUUGGACGACCGAGUGUCCGCAUCGAAAGUACUUCUUCAUGGACACACGGUCUCUUCAUCACCGAUGUCAAGCAUAUGCCUACUUCGACGACAAGCGGUGGAUGCAGUGUAUGGCCUGCUUUCUGGACCCUGGGUAGCGGAGAAUGGCCCUACAGUGGCGAAGUCGACAUCAUCGAGGGCGCAAACACGAACCAGGUCAAUCUGGGAUCAACCCACACGGGUAAUACGUGCACUGUUCAACAGAGCCCUUUCCAGAUGACCGGAACUCCAGCAGGCAACAACUGCGACUACUUCCUCGGUAAUAACCAAUAUAACGGUGCGGGUUGCGGUGCUUAUGACACCCGCUCGGUCAGCUGGGGCGCGGGCUUCAACGCCAACGGUGGUGGUGUGUAUGCGAUGGACUGGACGUCGGAUGCCAUCAAGAUCUACUUCUUCCCCCGAGGGAACAUUCCAUCAGACAUCACUGCUGGCACUCCAGACCCCAGCGGCUGGGGUUUACCAUUCACAAUCUUCAACGGCCCAAGCUGCGACAUUGAUGCCAACUUUGCCGACCACAGAGUCGUAUUCGAUACCACCUUCUGCGGUGACUUUGCUGGUGCCACAUGGGCCAGCAGUGGAUGUGCUGCAAACUACGGAGACUCAUGCUCCAACUUUGUGGGCAACAACCCGAGCGAGUUCUCUGAGGCAUACUGGGAUGUCAAUUAUGUCAAAAUAUUCCAGACUAAGCCCGUCACAACGAGCACCACGACAUCUACCACAUCAACAACGUCUACCACGUCUACCACGUCUACCACAUCGACAACGAGCACGACAAUGACGACGACGACGACGACAACGAGCGCUAUCACUUCAAGCACUACCAGCACUACCAGUGUUGCCCCUUCGACCUCUACAACCACAUCAGUAGCCAUGACCACUUCGGGCAGCACGAGCAGCGCAGCUCCUGUCAGCACUACUACCCAAACUACAACGACCUCCGCGGUCACCACCACCGGCGUCGUUCCAACGACCACGACUACAAGCAACGCUGUCGGACCGAUCGGCCAGACAACUUCGACCACAGCCACGUCUUGGACAUUUUUCCCCAAUACCACGACGACACAAACAACAACUUCAAGCUUUGACAUCGGCCCGAUCGGGGGAAGCUCGACGACGACGCCUUGGCUAAGCACGACGGUUUCACCUGUGUCGACCGAGAGCGCAACUUGGCUUGACUGGGUUGACUCGACAACGACCCAAAGCACUCCCGCUCCAUAUUCCACGACCACACCAGCAGUGGAUUCCACCUGGCUUGACUGGACCGCAUCAACAACGACAACAUCUUCUGCAGUCGUUGACCCAACCUGGCUUGAUUGGACCACCUCGGCAACGACAACGCCCACGACCACAUCGGCCCCAGGUACAUGGGCAGAUUGGGAACCAGUCACCAUCACACUCACCCAGACCUGGAUCGAGCCCUGCCCGACUGGAUGGGUCACAAAGACAACCAGCCUCAUCACGACACACUGUGGCUGCACCCAGACCCCCUUGCCGACCAUCCCGGUCAAGGUUAUCACCAUCACUCCUGGCGCAGGAUGGCCCGUCACCACACCGGUCAUCGUGACCGUGCCAGCCAGCCCAUCUCCAGCAGGUCCUGCACAAAAGACACCCUCCAAACCUGCUGCUCCUGGUACUAUGGUGACCGUCACAGGCAGCCCAGCGGGCCCAGGAUCAGGAUCAGGAGCAGGUGCCGGUUGGGGUGCUCCCUCUCCGGCGAACCCCACCGCUACUGUGGCAAAGACAUUGACCGUUGAAGCUGUUCAGUCUGGAUCGACUCCCGGUCCUAUGACUCCGGCGGGCCACGGCAAUGGCAACGGAGCCUGGUCUCCUGAAGCGACCAGCACGCAGACCAUGCCAUGGGUGGCAACGUAUACCGGUGCCGCGGCGGGUCGUUCCAGCGUCGCGCAUGUCUUGGUCCUGGCAGUCGCAGGAGUAGUUGGCCUGGCCAUGGUUGCCAUUUAAUGAAAGAUGGAGGAUUUGCUUUGAUGUGUACGGGGUCGUGAGAUGAGAUGAGAUAAUAUUUUCUCUUGAUUUUUUCCCUUUUUAAUGGCGACAUCUAGAUCGGACAAAUUUGUCUCUGGUAUCCCGUACUCAUUUGAGGCUUUUGUCAGGGAUGCUUCCUUUUUACAUAGUGCCUGACAAAUAUGUACAUGUAUCCAGAGACUAUGUUGGCAUCUCUCAAUCUACAUCGUCGCGAAUUCCAAGGGAGCAUGACAUCUACUUUGUACUGUUUAUUUUCUUCUCACCAUUUGGGUCGGUGACACCACUAGUUGGGUUUUCUCUCUUUUAAAAUUUCAUCAUUCUAGGUUUAGGUGACUUGAAGGUGGGUUUUAUCACUUGCUUUGUUGUUGUUGUUGUUGUUCUUCUUCCUAGGGGGAAACGGAGUAUAGAUUUAACAAUUAACUCACAAC
This is a messenger RNA of Exophiala oligosperma, 2841 nucleotides long. RefSeq lists its product as uncharacterized. Gene Ontology annotation, biological process: glucan catabolic process. Lineage: Eukaryota; Fungi; Ascomycota; Eurotiomycetes; Chaetothyriales; Herpotrichiellaceae. Gene Ontology annotation, molecular function: hydrolase activity, hydrolyzing O-glycosyl compounds. The transcript has 4 exons. The record is from RefSeq and is a predicted model, not a curated record. Bases 80 to 2392 code for a protein of 770 amino acids.